AGGAGGAGGGAGGGUGAUAUUUUCCAUAAAGCCUCUUUAUUCUCUCUCUCUAUCUGCCCUUGAGCAUCCCGGGUAAACCCGAGCUUGUAAAGUAGGGACAGUAGGAGGAGAGAGGGGACGGAGGGCGGGCACAAGCUUUUCCUCAAAGUCAAUAUUUUAUACUUUUGAUACUCCUGGAUUUCGGUCCUCGUUUCCCUGCCGUUCCAGAUCUAGGACAGCGAUCAACGAUCUGCGCAGCCAUUCACGGCGUGAUUUUAUUUCUUUUUUUAAAAAAAAAGGGGAAAAAAAAGUAUCCAACAGAAGAGAAGGCACAAUCAAACAGGCAGAUCACGGGAGUACAGUGAGGACGGACGGAGAGGAUUUUUGUGGCCAAAGAGAGGACGACGGUGUUUUCACGGAUGCAUGUUUGAAGACAAUCACUGGAGCUCAGUCCAAUGGAUGCACCUGAGGACACGGCGACUUCUCCGUCACCCUGCCCGACUUGCCCCACUGUUUGUCCGCAGGACGCCGCUCUCUGAGACAUGGAUGCACGCUGACGCUCCCACACCCAACUCCCUGCAACACUAUGGUGAAAGUAUAUGCCAGCAAGAACAAUCUCUGUAACAUUAUCCGCCUCUCCAUCCACCGCCCAUCUUCCUCGGGAAGUCAGUCUUCCAAUCAGCAAAGUAUCUGGGCUCUGCAUGAGCCGUCAAUAUUUAUGAAGAGACACUGAGCCAAAGUUGCCGAUACUGUGUUUUUCCUGCUAUUUAGGGAAUUUAUAAACCUGGAGGCGAGUCGUGUCCAUUCAAAGUAUAGCAGUAUGGUGGUAUAGGGAUGUCCACCAUUUCCUCAUGAUCACCACUCCAUGCGCGUCACCUCUCCUCUGAGCUCCGUGGCCCCCUCACCCUGCGCCGGACCUCGCUCCAAACACUCCCCCAGCCUGCCAUGCUCCUCCAGGCCGUGUUACUGUUGCUCCUGCACUGUGUGGCCUCCACUCUAGGCCAGUACGAACUGUGCAAAUCCCUGGUGAGCACGGAUGAGGGCUCAGUGUGGGAGCAUUACGCGUGCCAGCCCAAACCCGCGUCCAUGAAAGACUACAUGCGGAUCAAGGUAGAUCCACCCGGAAUCACGUGUGGAAACCCCCCGGAGAGGUUUUGCACUCUGGAGAAUCCAUACCUGUGCAGUGAUGAGUGCGAUGCCUCUAACCCAGACUUGGCUCAUCCUCCUCAGCUGAUGCAGGAUCGUGAACGCAACGGCCUAAUCACUUACUGGCAGACGGUCACAUGGAGACGCCACCCAGAGCCCCUGCUGGCUAACAUUACUAUGUCUUGGAACAAGAGUCUGGAGCUCACAGAUGAUGCCCUGAUCACCUUUGAGUACGGUCGUCCCACUAUCAUGGUGCUGGAUAAAUCCAUGGACCAUGGGCGCUCCUGGCAGCCCUACCAGUUCUAUGCUGACGACUGUCUGGACGCCUUCAACAUGCCACCCAAGCGUGUGCGUGACCUUUCACCUGCCAACAUCACAAAGGUCAUCUGCACUGAGCAGUACUCGCGUUGGGUCGGUUCCAAGAAUGACAAGAAUGUUAAGUUUGAGGUGCGGGCACGCUUUGCUGUGUUUGCCGGAGCUCGGCUACAGAACAUGGACAAUCUGUACACUCGCAUGGAAAGUAUGAAGGGAUUGAAGGACUUCUUCACCUUCACCAACCUUAGGUUGAGGCUUCUCAGGCCGGCCCUUGGAGGCACAUAUGUCCAGAGAGACAACCUGCUCAAGUACUUCUAUGCCAUCUCAAACAUCGAGGUACCAGCCAGGUGUAAGUGCAACCUACAUGCCUCCCAGUGCCUGCUGCAGGAUGGGAACCUCCAGUGUCAGUGUGAACACAACACCACAGGCCAGGACUGCCAGCGCUGCAGGAAGGGCUUCAAAGCCAAAUCCUGGAAGGCUGGUUCCUACCUUCCGACACCUAACGGAACACCCAACACUUGUACAAUUGCUGGUUCCCCCUCCGGUUCUAACUCCAUUGACUUCAGCAGCUCUGAUCACAGUGAAGAGGUUCUCCCUCCAGGAGAGGAGCACAGAGAUUCCUUGACACCGGAAGAGUCCGCACCCUCGGACACAAUCCACACACACUCACAUCUGUCCCACCCAGUCCCUAAGGAGCCCGCACAUCACGCAGUUGUUUUCGAUCAUCAUCACCAUCCAGUCACAGCCGACCACCAUCACACAACUUUGGUCAAUACUGGGGAAAAUCAGGCAAAGAAUGGUCAGAGAGGAGUCUCUCACACGUCUGAGGAACAUGAGACACACUUUCACAAAACAACCAUCUCGUCUGAGCACGGAGAGGAGGAAGGAGAUGCUGAGAGCAGAGUCUCCCAUGAUUUUGAGAAGCACGAGCCUCACAAAAUUACACACACGUCUGACCACGGAGAGAGAGGAGAGGAGUUAAAAGAAGAUGAAAGAAAAGUGUCCCAUGAAUCUGAUCACCAUGGACAUGACACUCAUGGAGAAAAACAUUCAACCUCAUUUGAACACAAUGAGAGGGGUAGAGAAAGAAAACCUGAGGAAAUAGUUGCCCACAACUCUGAAGAACAUGAACACGAGAGUCAUGGCCACAAAACUACAACUCUACAUGAGCACAGAGACACAAAGUGGGAGCAUACAGAAGCUGACAGGACAGUCUCCCACAACUCUGAGGGACACGUACACGAGACUCAUGGCCACAAAGCAACAACCUCAUCUACGCACGGAGAGAAGCACGACCACAAAGAAAGACAUGCUGAAAGGACAGACCACCACAAGACUGAGGAACAUGUUCACGAGACUCAUGGCCACGAAACGUCAACCUCAUCUGACCACAAGGAGGAAAAAGAAGGCCUCCACACGCACGAGACUCAUGGUCACAGGACAGCAGCCUCGUCUGAGCACGGAGCAACAUGGGGGGAGGAGGGGGCGCAUACAGGGAGGAAAGUUUCCCACCAUUAUGAGGCACAUGUUCCUGAAAGUCAUGGCCACAAAACAGCAACCUCAUCAGAGCAUGGAGAGGAGCACCACCACAAAGCAAUAAUGACAGACCACCACAAGUCUGAGGGACAUGAGCACCAUGGUCACAAGACAUCAACUUCAUCUGAGCACAGGGAGAAAGGACAGGAGAGGGAGGAAGAGGAGCAUAGAAACAGAAACUCUGAAAGAAAAGUCCUCCAUCAGCUUGAGGAACUCAUGCAUGAGACUCAUGGCCACAGAACCACAACCUUGUCAGAGCACGGUGAGAGACAGGAGGAGAAAGAAAGAAACGCCAAAACAACAGGCCACCACGUGUUUGAGGGACAUGAACAAGAGCCACACGGACACAAACAUGUGACACCUGGCCAUAAACAUGACACACAUGGGUACAAACAUGAGCUACAUGGCCACAAAACGACAGCAUUUUCCAAGCAUGAGGAGGAGACAGAUGAGGUUGAAAGACACGCUGAAAGGAAAGUCUCCCAGAGGUCUGAGGGGCAUGUACAUGAGACUCACAGCCACCAAAUCACAGCCUCAUCUGGGCACGGAGGGGAAAAACAUGAGGAGGCACAUGACGACAGAAGAGAGUCUGGGGGACAUGUGCAUGAGAUUCAUGGCCACAAAGCCGCAAGCACACCUGAGCACGGACACAUCAGGCAUGAAGAGAUGCAUAGAGAAAGCAAAGUUUCCCACAAGCCUGAAGAGCAUGUACAUAUGACACAUGGUCACCAAACAACCUCAUCUGAGCAUGGAGAGGAAAGAGAGGAGGACGGACAUGUGACAGUCUUUCAUAAGUUUGAGGAAAACGAACACAAGACUCAUGGCCAUAAAGAAACAUCCUCACAUGGGCACGGGGAGGAGAGAAAACCUGAAAGGAAAGACUCCCAUGAGUCUGAGGAACACGUUCACGAGACUCAUGGCCACAGACCAACAACCUCUCAUGGGCACAGGGAGGAAAGAAAGCCUGAGAGGAAAGUGUCCCAUCAUUUUGGCGAACACGUCCAUGAGACACAUGGCCACACACCAGGAACUGCAAAUGAACACGGCCAUGACACUCACAAUCACAGGACUGUGUUAUCCGAGCGUGGAGGGACACAGAAGGAGAGGCAUGAGGAAACACAUGUCCACCACAAGGCUGAUGGACACAAAUAUGAGACUCAUGGCCACAAAACAACAACAACAACAAUCUCUCAUAAGCACGGGGAGGAGGGGCAUAGAGAAAGAAAACCUGAAAUGACAGUUCACCACACGUCUGAGGGUCAUGUACACGAGACUCAUGGCCAUAAAAUCACAACGUCUCAUGAGCACAGGGAGGAGAAGCAUGAAGAAAAGAAAGUCUCCCAGAGCCACGGUCACGAGACUCAUGGUCACAAAGCAACAACCUCACAUGGACACGGGGUGGAAAGAAAGCCUGAAAAGAAAGUGUCCCACGAUAUUGGCGAGCAUGUACAUGAAACACAUGGCCAAAAAGCAUCUGAACACGGCCAUCAGGAGCACAGCCACAGAUCAAGGGAGGGGCAUGAAGAAACACAUGUCUCCCACAAUUUUGGGGAACACUUACAUGAAACAAACAGCCAUAAAACCACCUCAUCUGAGAAGGAGGAGGAGGAGGAGCACGCAAAAAGAAAGGCUGAAAAAAGAGGGCUCCUGAAACUCUUGAUCUCAGGAGAGCCUCAGGCCAGACAGUUGUUUGGGAUCAUAUAUGAUGAUUUCAAAGACUGUGAGUGCUACGGCCACUCCAACCGCUGCAGCUACAUCGACUACCUGAACAUCGUCACAUGUGUCAGCUGUAAGCACAACACCAGGGGCCAGAACUGCCAACACUGCAGACUGGGAUACUUCCGCAACGCCUCUGCUGAACUGGAUGAUGAGAGCGUCUGCAUCGAAUGUAACUGCAACCAGAUGGGUUCUGUUCAUGACCGGUGUAACAGUACAGGCUUCUGCCAAUGUAAAGAAGGCGCCACGGGGGCCAAGUGUGAUGACUGUCUGCCGGGCUACUACUGGAAGCAAGGUUGUUACCCCAACAUUUGUGAUGAAGAGAUGCUCCUGUGCCAGAACGGAGGAACAUGCUAUCAGAACCAGAAGUGCAUAUGUCCUCCAGAGUUUAAGGGGGUACUGUGCCAACACUCCCGCUGCGAGGCGGGCAAAGACUGCAAUGCCGCCUCUUCGCCGCGCCUCUCUAUAACCAGCCUGCUGCUCUGCACUCUGCUAGCCCACCUGCUGGCUACGUUAUCUCCCCACUGAGCCACGACAAACGCCCCUCAGACCAAGGAGUGUGUGUAUAAUGUGUGUGUGUGUCCGUGAGGAAAGUGGAGACCCAGACUAGGUAGGGCCAUCUAAGUCAUGGACCUGUUGAAUACACACACCGCAGCACUCGCAAAAGAGCACACACUCACGCAAAACACCAGAUAUCUCCAAUCUCUUUUCAGACACAGACAAACACACACACACACAUACACACACUCACACACACACACACAUCUCACAGGACAGUUAUCAUAGUGAGUGUGUGCUCAGGUGUGAGAAGUAUGAUGAACAGAAAAAAAAAGGGCCUCAGAGAAAAGAGAUGAAGGGGGCAAAAUUAUACCAACCACUGUUCCCUUUAUUCCUGAGCUGGAGAAAUGUGCAUCAAACCAAAAAGCAUUAAGAAAACACUUAAAUCACCACUGUUUCACUUCAAAGGGAAUGGCUGUAGUAACCACGAGGAACUGUUCUCUUUUUUGUCUUUGUUUUCUUUUCUUGGUUGAGUUAGUAACGUCACCUCGAUUAGACUGACGGCCAAAUGUGUGUGAUCAGACUCUGUGAGAGGACGAGACGCACGAACAAGAUGGACGGGUCAGGAGGGGGUGGGGGGGGUGCAUUUGAUCCUGUUGCUGAGGCCUAUAUAGUAUAUUAACCAGGUUUCAUUUCUUCUCAAAAAAGAUGGGACUUGAUUUUACAUUUAUUCUACUUCUGCUGCAUUUUUUUUAUUAUAUUGUCAGUCAUUGUAUCUAACGUGCCCACUAACAGUCGCUGAGAUUAUACAUAUUAUAUAAUAUCCAGGGGGGUUACGAAUUACAAAAAAAUAGUCACUAUUAUGGUUGUUAUAGGAAUGAGUGAUUGUUGCCACACUUAGCGAGAUUUAAUCUUCACACAGUAUUCAGGAAGCAGAAUUUAAGAGAAUUUAACUAAAAGAAAAGAGAGAAAAGAUAUCAACCACGUAUCAAUAUUAUAUGACAUUAUUUGACUAUUUUUUGUAGAAAUUAUUUUUGUUUGGAGUUACAAUAAAUUAUAAAAAAUGGCAUUUACAGCUAUUCCAAAAGAGCAUUUUAUUACACUGAGUGUAAACCUUGCAGUAAAUAUGACUGUUAUUUGCCUUGUGUUUGUUGUUUUUUUUCCCCCCAAUUACUCCAAAGUCUGCAAUCACAUGUUAAUAUUUUCAGUUUCAGCUCGGUGAAAGAAGGAUAAAUCAGGCAGGAGGAGGAAAGCAAGCCAUCACUCUACAUCAUCAUUUUGAUGAUUUUCACUCACUUUGACAUGGCGUUCAAUGAUUAUUCCAACUUGCAAUCCAACAGCCUGUUUGACAAUCACAAAUAACUGCUUUAUUGUCCAAAGAAUAUAAAUUAUUUUAUCCUGAUAAAAGAGCUUUUAUAUAUCUGUCGUUGUCACUUGCAGAAGCACCACAAGACAGUAAACAAAAUAAUUCUCCACGAUACAAACGUUAGAAAUACUAUGAUUCGCAAUGGUCCCUUAGAGACGGAGACAGACGGAGAGUAAUGUCUCAAGGCCACAUUUUCUCCUCUUUAACUCAACUUAAGAUCGCUGAUAUUUACAAGGCUGUUCCACCAAAAAAAAAAGUUGUCUGACUAUAAUUCAUUUUAUUUAUUUUUUUUUUUUUUUAAAACCUGCAAAUCAAUUUCGCUGAAAAAUGUGCCAUUGCCGAGUCUGCCCGGGAACACGGUGGAUAAAGGAACAAGAACGCUGUAUUACACCAAGAUACAGUGAACAUCAAAGAUAAAAGAAAUACUAGGAGAGAUGACAAGACUAAGAUUCUGGUAUAACUCGUGUAGGGCUUGUCCUCUCCGAGCCUGGAUGUUGUCAAGAGUUGACACAAUGUACAUGUUGUGCAUGUGUAGUACAUAUGAAGCUACAUGGAGCUAGGCUGGUUAUUUGGGAAAACAGGUAACUGGGCUCCAAGUCAAGUCCAGAACCAUCCAACUUCCAUUAAAUUCUCUGGACCCCCCCUAAUAAACAAUUAACAAAGGC
Solea senegalensis (Senegalese sole) is the source of this 7221-nucleotide messenger RNA. It is a transcript of the gene ntng2b, whose product is annotated as netrin g2b. The record is from RefSeq and is a predicted model, not a curated record. Bases 925 to 5220 code for a protein of 1431 amino acids. The transcript has 33 exons. Lineage: Eukaryota; Metazoa; Chordata; Actinopteri; Pleuronectiformes; Soleidae.